CGUGAUUACGAAGUCGAGGAAAGGCGGUUCAGGACAAUGGAAGCGGCGUCGUUACGGUUACAGAAAGAGGCCAAAGGAUAUCUCGAUUCACUGCGAGCGAUGACGGCUUCACAAAUGCGGAUCGCCGAAACCAUCGACGCGUUCUACGGGGACUCGGGCGCCAAGGACGGCGUGAGCAGGAGCUACAAACAAGCGGUGGAGGAUCUCGAUGCGGAGACUAUAAAGGCUCUGGAUGGACCGUACCGGACAACCGUAUUAGAGCCCAUUACCCGGUGGUGCGCCUACUUUCCCGACGUAAACGAGUGCAUCAAGAAACGAGGGCACAAACUGCUCGAUUACGACGCUCUUCGCGCCAAGGUCAAGAAACUGGUCGAAAAGCCCGACAAGGACGUGACCAAGCUGCCACGCGCCGAGAAGGACAUGGAGAUGGCCAAGGCGGCGUACGAGCAGCUCAACGAGCAGCUGUGCACAGAGCUGCCGCAGCUCAUCGACCUGCGCGUGCCCUAUCUCGAUCCUUCCUUCGAAGCCCUGGUCAAGAUCCAGCUGCGGUUCUGCGCCGAGGCGUACAGCAGGAUGGCCCAAGUGCAGCAGUACCUUGACCCCGACACGCGGGACCAGUACGCUCAGGGCCAUCUGGACAGCAGAGUUGAGCAGGUGCUGCAGGAGAUACGGGAGUUAAGCAUCAGCGGGACUGUCUGAGCUUGGUUUUCUGGGAUAACCGGGGGAGUCGACCAUUGUAGUUGGUCGGGGCCACUGGUCGCAGGGGAAAUGAAUCACACUUUUGAUGGCGUAUGGGGUAUGGCAAUGGUUAGAGAUGCAAGCUCUUUGAGGCUUUGAGCGCAUCCACGGGAGGUGUGAUCGAACAGAUGAUCACCCGCACUGCCAUAGAGGCAUGCAGGGAUCGAGAGAUAUCCUUGUGUUUUCUAGGAGCCAUCUGAAACACGGCCGUUCGCAAAGCACGGUACCGUACACCAAAAUGAGAGUUCGUUGUACUCACAUGCAGUACUACAUACUC
Canariomyces notabilis is the source of this 1015-nucleotide messenger RNA. Its product is annotated as BAR domain-containing protein. Gene Ontology annotation, cellular component: medial cortex; actin cortical patch; Rvs161p-Rvs167p complex. The record is from RefSeq and is a predicted model, not a curated record. Gene Ontology annotation, molecular function: lipid binding; protein binding. The coding region runs from base 37 to 699 and encodes 220 amino acids. Gene Ontology annotation, biological process: actin filament organization; plasma membrane tubulation; endocytosis. The transcript is spliced from 4 exons. Lineage: Eukaryota; Fungi; Ascomycota; Sordariomycetes; Sordariales; Chaetomiaceae.